AUGAGAUCUACAAGAUCAUCAGGUAACUACUCGCAGGUGGAGAAGCAACUAAGAUGUUCCGAAACAUUUGAAGAAAUAGAUCCGGAGGUAGCGGUUUCUAAGAGAUUCGGUCAUCUUUGUAAAAAUGAACGUGUGUUUGUUGAUCAAGUGACUGAUGCUUUAAAACAUUUUUAUGAUGGAUCUUGGGAAGAGAAUCAGGCGACAACUCUAACAGCCUCUCUCUCUUUCUCACCUUGGAUCUCACCUUCCUUCAACAUAACUUCAUAUUUUUUACGCUCUUUUUUUAUAUCGGCUAAACCUUUAACCUCGGCUUCCUUCAACAAACUUCAUACUUUUCAAUAUUUGUCCUCCAUAAACACUGUCAGACAUGCAAUUGUUCGCCUGUUGUCGUGA
This is a messenger RNA of Vicia faba (fava bean), 393 nucleotides long. The record is from the annotation of a GenBank genome assembly. Lineage: Eukaryota; Viridiplantae; Streptophyta; Magnoliopsida; Fabales; Fabaceae.